Molecule: messenger RNA, 3690 nt
Organism: Drosophila sulfurigaster albostrigata
Lineage: Eukaryota; Metazoa; Arthropoda; Insecta; Diptera; Drosophilidae
Gene: Smyd4-1
Product: SET and MYND domain-containing protein 4
Exons: 4
Coding region: 41-2266 (741 amino acids)
Molecular function (GO): protein binding
Source: RefSeq, a predicted model, not a curated record
CAUUAAUCGAGUACGUGUUGAUCGAACAACAGUCAAAACAAUGUUUAGCUUAGCUGAAGGCUUUUCGCGACAGAGUGAAUUAAUUCAACUAAAAACUUAUGAAAAUGAAUUCGAGACAAUCAAAUCAUUGCAUACGCUGCCCAAAGACAAGCAGAGACAUUUCAAUGCGCUGACAAUACAAUUGCUGGACAACUUGGAGCAGCCGGCGAUUAAAGUAAGUUGCGCGCAAACUUCACGUUCCCUGAGGGAAGAAGGAAACCGCGUGUAUAAAUCAAAAUGUGACAAAAACGCUGUGGAAGCUAAGGAAUGUAUUCUGGCUGCCUGCCGCAUUUACACACAAGCCAUUCUAGCAGCGGAAGAUGCUUUGGAUGAGCUGGCUUUGGGUUUCGCCAAUCGGGGAAUGGCGCUCCAAGAUUUCGGCUACUUCCAGCAGGCGUAUGACGACUGCGCUUGUGCCUUGGAGUUUGGCUAUCCGCAUCGAUUGCAGCACAAGUUGGUGAUGCGACAAGCACACUGUGCUUGGCAGCUGGGCAAUGCGCAACAGCUGGCGGAGCAUAUCUCAAACUUGAAGGAAUUGCCGUUGAACGACGGCUAUGUGAAGCAAUUGGAACAACUGAAGCAGCAGCUGGAAGUUCUGGAAGCAAAUCCAAACAACGAGCAGUUGGCUGCAAUCCCAGCAGUCCACCGAGUAAACCAUAAAAUCUUGUCCACUCCUGCCAAAGGACGCCACAUGAUAGCUACCACAGCGCUUAAGAAGGACGAGCUUAUAUUCACAGAAGAGGCACAAUGCUUUGUGCCCAUCGAACAGCGUUUGAUUUGCCAGCAAUGUGCCGCCAGCUUGCUGUGCGCUCCCAUUCCAUGUCCAUCGUGUCAUCAGCGCGUUGUCUACUGCUCGAGGAAGUGUCGCCAACUGCAUGCCCAAAUACAUAGCUACGAGUGUGGUGCGUAUCGCAGAAAUCUGCUCAGCAUGCUCGGUGUAUCCCAUUUGGCAUUGCGAUUGCUGCUCAAGCAUCUUCCUGAGUGGAUGAAACAAUUGCCAACUGAGAAUUCUCACAAUGCUGAGGAACUAUGGCAAGCAUUGGUCAACCCAGCUGCGUCAGAGGAUUCCCCAUCGCUGCAGAGUCUACGCAUGAUCACGCAGCUACAUAAAGCACCCCAAGAGGAGUUGGUCUAUCAUGCGCUCUGCGCCAAUCUGCUGCAAGUCUAUCUCUUCAGCUGCACCAGCUUCUAUGAGGACUUAAAGAUGGCUAACCACAGUGAAUGGCAUCUGGUGAUUGCUGCGCUUAUCUUACGUAAUGCUGGCCAGCUGCUCGUCAAUGGUCAUGUGGGCAAUGCUUUGAUAAUUCACGCGCUGCCCUCCAAUGAAUUUCCACUGCUGCAGCCAGCCAUGUGGCAGCGUCCUUAUCAUUUAAGGCGGGGUUAUCUGCACAAGUUUUACGCUUACGAGGUCAUCACAGCCAUUAACUUACCGCUUUUGAGUCUGUGCAAUCAUAGCUGCAAUCCUUCGCUGCGCACCACGUUCGAUGGCUGCCUGGUGAACAAUUACGCUGCCUUUGAUAUUGCGGCUGGCGAGGAGAUCUUCAAUUGCUAUAGCUUGGAUUAUAAGCAUUCGUUGAGUGAGCAGCGUCAGCAGCAUCUGCUGGAGAUCUAUAAGUUUCGCUGUGACUGCUCCAAGUGUGUGCGUCCAGAUGCUGAUGCGGAUUAUCUUAAUUUCCAUCGCUAUCGCUGUGAGCAGUGCAAACAGAGCUUUGUGCCCAAAGCAAAUCUCGAUUGGUGGCAGCAAUCAGGCGAAAUGUUAAGCAUCUGUUGCACAGCUUGUGAAGAGACACAGCAGCUUAGCUGGUAUGAUCCAUUUCUUCAGCUGCUGGAAAGAUUUGAUGAGCCACAAGAUCGUCGCAAGCUCUUUGAAGCAUUUGCUGCACUCAACACUUGGCUGCUGGAUUUCAACAGCCUUAAACUCAGUUUAGCCAAGGAACUAAUUGGAGGAUGCUUUGCAGCCAAGGAUGCGGGUGCAACUUUCGCAGACUACGAUUAUGCUGAGUUGAGCAAGAUAAUUGAGUUCGAGCUCGCUGGCAUUGCAGCACAAAGAGGCAGCAACUCUUUGCUGUACAUCAGCAAUGCGACCUACUUGCUGGACCUGAUUGCGUGGGGAAAACACAAAGCAAACGCUAAGCAGCUGCAGGCAAUGAGAGGCAGCUUCGCUUUCUUGGCCAAGGAGACGCGUGAGAUCUUUGUCAACUAUUACAACGAUUUUAUUGAGCAGUAAUUAACAGUAUAUAUAUAAAUUCGCUAGGUAUUUGUCAAUGAUUUCGAUCUAACAAUAUUAUAAAUUCGCUAGCAUCAAAUCUAACUAAAAACAAAAACACAACAAACAACACUGGCACUUUUGUUCACCUAAUAACUACAUAUUAUUUCUUGAAAACCGGCAAGAUGCGAAAGCAGAGAGCUAUCUUCCAAUGCUCUACCUCUCCAUCUAUAUAAAAUGCGAUGCAUACUCGUGGGGCAUCACGCCACGACGGGGAUAGAAGGUAUGCGAUGUCGAGAACUUGUGCAAAUUCGUUAUGUCACUCGUGUAAAUGUCAGCAAACCGGAAUAGACGACGAGAGAAAUACGUGGGAUUGUGAUACGUGCGAAAAACGCUGCCGAAUUGCUCGUUGAACACGUUCUUCGUUUUGUUGCUGCAAAUGCAAAUUAAGUUGUUUAACAUGCUAUUGUUCACUUUGUUUAGUUUGCAAUUGCUUUAGAAUUUACCGCAAUUGAUCACGCUCAUCCAUCCAUUGUCGCAAACACACUUGAGCCGCUUCGCUAUCGUCGUCCUGCGUGUCCUCGAUGAGCUGAGUGAGCAUCUGCAGCCAAUUGGCGCUCGUCUUAAAGUCCACACGAUUCAGCGUCUGUAUCUCGUGCUACAAAUAUUUGUAUUCCAAUUUAAGUUCACAUCAUUUAUGUAGCUAAUGAUUUUACUUACUGCCAGCUCGCUGAUGAUGGCGCCUGUUCGCCAGCUGUGCUUAAGUGUUACAUCCGCCAGAUCGCUGUAGGGAUGAUCGCCAAAGUAAAGCACGGAGUGGCCACGCCAACCUUUCAGUUCCUGCAGCUGACGCACUGAACCCUGUAAAACAUUUGCAUAAACAAGUGAAUCAAUUAAUACAAUAAAAAUAACGAAGCAAGCUUUUAUAUAAGGUAGAGCCAUACGUGAAGAAAACAAGUGCUUUAUAACGCUUAUCAGAUUAUUUCUUGAAUCGCUGAUACUACAGUUUAUACUUUGGAUCUUGAUUGCAAUUCUUCUUUUAGUGUAGAGCUUAGGAGUUACUAUUACAGUGAUGGGAAGCCCGUCUUCUAUAAUAUUCCUAAAAAUCCAGGAUCUGCAUUUGAACUGGAAAAUGUUGUAACUUACAUUUCUUAAAUUUUUAAGUACUUGUUUGUCAUUUACAAACUAGCAACAAAUCAAUAUAUACUUAACCACUUAGUGUUAACGGCUGUAAAAAGUCUCGUAAAUAAACUUUAACUAUUGAAAAAACAUUAAAAGACUAUUAUGUAGAUUUAAACAGUUGCUAAACAGUUGUUUACUGCCGUUGUUAAAGCAGCUGUCAUUGCAUGCAGCUCACCUCGUAAUAGAUUUUGCCCUUCUCCAGCUUGAAGACGCGAUCCCAGAGAUGUGACUUGGUCUUUUCGUCGAACAGCCGAAUAGGCCGA